AUGGGUCUGACAUGCGUGUUUCGCGGCUCCUCCGAGGGCAAGGCUGUUGCAGAUGAAGUGGCGCGCAAGAUUGAGUGCAAUGAGGGUUUUAUUGCGAUCUUGGAACUCUUUUGGUUGGACUUGGCGCAGCUCGGCUGGAAAAGCAAGGUUAUCGUUUAUUUCUAG
Messenger RNA from Aspergillus alliaceus, 165 nucleotides. RefSeq lists its product as uncharacterized. NCBI's taxonomy places the organism in Eukaryota, Fungi, Ascomycota, Eurotiomycetes, Eurotiales, Aspergillaceae. The coding region runs from base 1 to 165 and encodes 54 amino acids. The transcript has 2 exons. The record is from RefSeq and is a predicted model, not a curated record.